AUUGUUAUUUGCUCUUCUGAGAUGGUUUUUACAACCAAUGUGAGCUUGGGAGUUAAUAUUGCUGAUAAUGUCUUGGUGUACCAGCCUUUAAAGAUGUAUGCUGUCUUGGCCACCCCCAUAACCCUAUGGCUGCAAGAGCUUAAAUAUUUUAUAAUAGGAUAGGAUGUACAAUGGCUUUGUGUGUUCUUAUUUGAUCUCCAUUAUUUUCUCUAAAAUGUUUUUGCAUAUUUUUACCUGAGUUCAUUUCUUGUUACAUUGUUAUGUUUUUGAGUAUUUUGAUUUCUUUUUUUUUUUAACCAGGUAUAUGGUUUGAAACAUGUUUUCCUAGAUUGUGAUUUGUCUUUUUAUUCUCUUAACACUCUGCCUCCCUCCUUUUGUGUCUUUACUUUUCAAAAAAGAAAAGUUUUCCUAUCCAUGAACAUUGAAUAUCUCUACAUAUUGAGGUCUUUAAUUUUGUUGACCUUUGAUAAGGUUUUUUUUUUCAUAUUUGUGCAUAUCUCAUAAUAUUUGUAAGUAUUUCCAUUUAGAUGUUAACACUAUAUUUUAAAUUCUGAUCCCAACUGUUUAUUGUUUGUAAGAAAAAAUACACUUGAAUAUUAAACUUGUGUUCUGCAACUAUGCAAAAAUAAAUUAUGAAAUCAGGAAGAUUCUUCAAUUCUUGGGGUUUUGCAAUGUAGAAAUGUUUAUCUACAAAGCAACAGUUUCGUUUCUUCUUCUGCAAUCUGCAUCUUUUCUUGCAUUUAUCAUUUAAGACUUUGUUAUGAUGGUAGGAAGUGACAUCCUUGAUUCGAUUCUUAGUUACAUGCAUCAAAUUUCCAGUAAUUUGAAUUUUUAACUGCAGUGUGUCUUUGAUUUUGUUCUUCCUUGUAGAUGUUUUAUCAAGCCUUUCCUGCAAAUCAGCCAGACAGGGAUGCAAGACAUGUAAUAAAAGUGGAAUAUCAAGAAAAUGGCCCAUUGUUUUCAGAACUGAAAUUUUAUCAGAGAGCUGCAAAAAAAGAUUGUAUCAAAAAGUGGAUAGAACGCAAACACCUUGAUUAUUUAGGAAUUCCACUGUUUUAUGGAUCUGGUCUGACUGAAUUCAAUGGAAGAAGUUAUAGGUUUAUGGUAAUAGAAAGACUUGGAAUGGAUUUACAGAAGUUUUCAGAUCAGAAUGGUACUUUCAAAAAGUCAACUGUGCUACAACUAGGUAUCCGAAUGUUGGAUGUGCUGGAAUACAUUCAUGAAAAUGAGUAUGUUCAUGGUGAUAUAAAAGCAGCAAAUCUACUUAUGGGUUACAAAAAUCCGCACUGGGUUUAUCUUGCAGACUAUGGACUUUCUUACAGAUACUGUCCCAAUGGGAACCACAAACAGUACCAGGAAAACCCUCGAAAAGGCCAUAAUGGGACUAUAGAGUUUACCAGCUUGGAUGCUCAUAAGGGAGUAGCCCUGUCCAGACGAAGUGACGUUGAGAUCCUUGGCUACUGCAUGCUGCGGUGGCUAUGUGGGAAACUUCCCUGGGAACAGAACCUGAAGGAUCCUGUGGCUGUCCAGACUGCUAAAACAAAUCUGCUGGACGAACUCCCCGAUUCCGUGCUCAGAUGGGCUCCUUCUGGAAGCAGUUGCCGUGAAAUAGCCCAGUUUUUGGUCUGUGUUCAUAGUUUAGCAUACAAUGAAAAGCCAGACUAUCAGAUGCUCAAGAAGACCCUGAACCCAGGCGGCAUACCUUUGGGACUACUGGAGUUUCCUUCUGUGGAUCGAAGUGUCUGUGCACCGGCUCCAAAGGAACAGAAACAGGUCAGUUCACAAAGGACUGCAACAAAGCAAGUCAAUCAGGUGGCAGCUAGAUUAGUAGAAAAAAAAGUCCACAGUGAGAGAAGUGUUGAGUCCCGCACGACUUCAGGACAAGUACAAAGAGAGAAGGCGGUUGUGUCGGUGGACAAUGAAACAGCUCAGGAAGGCACACGGAAAAGGCAAAAAUAUUAUAAAUCUCAAGAGCUUUUGCAUGAAGUAAACAAUGUCCCACAAAAAUCGGGCUGUCUCCAAUUCCCAAAUCCAUUUUAUGAAACCCAUGAAGAAUGCACCGGUCCAGGUAAAUUCAGCAAGUCUGGAUCUGCGUCCUGGGAUACGUACCCUUCCACAUCUGGGAUGGGAGUCAGUGAUGUAGACAGUUCUACAGGUGUCUGGUCUAUGCUUUCCCAGCUGACUCUUAGUGACGAGGGAAAGGCAGAGGUGUACUAUUACGGCUUCAUCAUCAUUCUGCUGCUGGUGCUGGUAUGUCUUGCUUUGUAUUUUCUCUAAAGAUGUCAAAUAAAGUCUUUUGGUAAUUUUUA
Messenger RNA from Ochotona curzoniae (black-lipped pika), 2309 nucleotides. RefSeq names its product VRK serine/threonine kinase 2 (gene VRK2). The transcript has 12 exons. The coding region runs from base 871 to 2277 and encodes 468 amino acids. The record is from RefSeq and is a predicted model, not a curated record. Gene Ontology annotation, biological process: peptidyl-serine phosphorylation; signal transduction. Gene Ontology annotation, cellular component: nucleus; cytoplasm. Gene Ontology annotation, molecular function: ATP binding; protein serine/threonine kinase activity. Lineage: Eukaryota; Metazoa; Chordata; Mammalia; Lagomorpha; Ochotonidae.